Messenger RNA from Rangifer tarandus platyrhynchus (Svalbard reindeer), 606 nucleotides. The record is from the annotation of a GenBank genome assembly. Lineage: Eukaryota; Metazoa; Chordata; Mammalia; Artiodactyla; Cervidae.
AUGGAUUCCCAGCGGGCAAAAGCCCGCGCCUUAGAAGCCGAGAUCACUGCCUUGAGGCGGGCGUGCAUAGAGACACAGGCGCCCGAGGACGACGACUCUCAAGUUCGGAAAUCAUUUCAAGAAACAUACCAAUCCAAUUCUGAAGAAUGGAGAUCGUCAAAAGAUCUGAGAAGUCAUCUUGAAAGUUUAGAAUCGGAACUUCAAUUUCUAAGUAGACUUACUGGUAUCAGUAUAAGAAAUUACUGCAAGAAGACAGAAGACUUAACUAGCACUGAAAUGGCAGAAAAGAGUAUUAAAAAAGUUUUGCAAAGACACAGAUUAUCAGGAAAUUGCCACAUGAUUACGUUUCAGCUUGAAUUUCAGAUUCUGGAAAUCCAGGAUAAGGAGAGUUUAUCUUCUGUUAUUACUGACCUCAGCAUAAUAAUGGAACCCAAUGAAUAUUCAGAAUUAAGUGAAUUUGUGUCUAGAGCAGAAGAAAAAAGAGAUCUGCUUAUGUUUUUCCGAAGUUUACGCUGCUUUGUGGAGUGGUGUGACUAUCGUAAGCACACAUUUAAACAUUUCAAGAAUGAAUCUUGCCGGUAUUUGUACUAUGCUGUGGUUCCUUGA